Molecule: messenger RNA, 6369 nt
Organism: Myxocyprinus asiaticus (Chinese sucker)
Lineage: Eukaryota; Metazoa; Chordata; Actinopteri; Cypriniformes; Catostomidae
Product: serine/threonine-protein phosphatase 6 regulatory subunit 2-like
Exons: 25
Coding region: 422-3079 (885 amino acids)
Cellular component (GO): cytosol; nucleus
Molecular function (GO): protein phosphatase binding; protein phosphatase regulator activity
Source: RefSeq, a predicted model, not a curated record
UCGGCCAUUUUAACUUGAGAAAUGAUGUCAAAAUCUUUGUCUGCUCACAGUUGAAAGAUCUGAGGUGAACUGGGACUGGGACUGGAGCAGGGUUGCUGAAGAAAAGAGGAGUACAGGGGGCUGGAGGACUGGGAUCUAUGGAUGCAGGACGAUGCAUAGCACAUUAAAUAUCGGAUCUCCCCUCUGACACCAUACAGGGCUGGUCUGAGAAGAGACUGCUGUCUGUCUGACAUCAGAAAGUGUUACUUGUGUCUGCAUUGUAAUGUGAGGCAGCCCGUGAAAAUGGAUGGCUAGAUUAUCUGACCACUGAGGACUCAGUCUUGGAAACCAAUGUGUUUUAAUAGGUCUCUGCAUCCCAUCUAAGGAAACACGCACUCCCUCUGGCUGAAGAAGAAAGAAAGUCAUUCACAUCUGGGAAGGCAUGAGGGCUGCAGUCAUGUUCUGGAAGUUCGACCUGCACAACUCCUCUCAGGUUGAGAAGCUCUUGGAGAAGGAGGACGUGACCCUGCAGGAGCUUCUGGAUGAGGAGGACGUGCUGCAGGAAUGUAAGGCUCAGAAUCAACGCCUCCUCCUUUUCCUCACACGGGACAGCAGCAUGCUGGAGCUCCUCAAUCUCAUCACACACGAGCCCCCUACUGACCGGGAGGAGAAACUGCGAUACAAGUAUGCUAAUACAGCGUGUGAGUUGCUGACAUGCGACGUGUCCCUCAUCAACAAUAAAGUGGGUGGAGAUGAGUCUCUGUUGCACACACUGUACAGCUUCCUAGAGCAGACGCCCCCUUUGAACCCUUUACUGGCAUCAUUCUUCAGUAAGACGGUCGGCAACCUCAUCAGCCGCCAGACAGAGCAGGUGAUUGGUUUCCUGAAGAAAAAACAGGAUUUCAUUGGACUGGUGCUGAAACAUAUGGACACGUCUGCCAUGAUGGAUCUACUGCUGCGUCUGAUUAGCAGUGUGGAGCCCAUUUCGCUCAGACAGGAAGUGCUAACUUGGCUGAAUGAAGAGAAGCUGAUGCAGAGACUCAUUGCGCUGAUACACCCUCAAAAUGAAGACGAGAGGCAGUCGAAUGCAUCUCAGACCCUGUGUGACAUCAUCCGCCUGAGCAGAGAUCAAGCCAGUCUGAUGCAGGAGACAUCAGAGAACGACCCUCUGCUCACAACACUAGAGAUGCAGCAGACCGUAGAGGCCCUGUUAAAGAACAUGUUUGGAGGAGAGAAAAAUGAUGCCUGCAUUAUCUACGGAACGCAGGUGUUACUCGCAUUGCUGGAGACUCGGAGAUCAGGCAUUGAGCAGGUGACAGACCUGUGUUCUCAGGGACUGGAAAAGUCUUACACUGUAAACAACAGCAUAUUAAUGGGAAUCCAGCCACAUUUAAAGAACUUCCAUCACCUCCUGCUUAACCCACCCAAGAAAUGUGUGAUGUUGACCACAAUGGGUGUUUUGGAGGAGCCGUUUGGCAAUGCCCGACUGCAUGCUUGCAGACUGAUGGCUGCUUUACUGUACACUAGAGCUCCAAGAAUCCACCAUGAGCUCUGCCGACUGAACAUGAUCAACCUGCUACUGGACUUGUUUUUUAAAUUCUCCUGGAAUAACUUCCUACAUGUCCAAGUGGAACAGUGUGUCUCUGCCAUCUUUAACCAGAACACACCACUAAACCGAUCAAUGCAGGACAGUCCAGAUGCGACUCAAAUUCAGCUGGAAAACACACGCUCAGACACGCCCCAGCCCAGUGAGACAGACACACAAAACUCAGACAGAUUCACACGCUACCUGAUAAAGCAUCUGAUAAAGGACUGCAGGCUGGUUCAGAGGAUUUUGGAUGCUUGGGAAGAAAAUGACAAAACACAAGAGGCAGGAGGCAUGAGACAAGGGUAUAUGGGUCACCUGACCCGUAUUGCAAACACAGUGGUGCAGAGCGCAGAGAAAGAACAGGACAAAGAACAGACCCAAAUCACACAACUUUUAAAAGAGUUGCCCGAGGACUAUAAAAGACGCUGGGAUCAUUUUGUGAAUGAAACACUAGCAGAAACUAACAAGAAGAAUACGGCAGACCUGGUGUUCUCAGAUUAUCAUCUUCAACAGAUGACGGCAAACUUUGUCGAUCAGUUUGGACUGAAUGAUGAUGAAUUCGGGGAGCAUGACGGCAGCAUCAGCGCCACGUUUGAUCGAAUCACAGAGAUCAACUUUAACCUUGUGGAUGAGGGGGCCAGCUCUGGACUCUUUGAGACUCGCACAAAGGAGAGAAUGCGGCAGUUUGAUGAAGCUGAGGAGGAAGAAGAUAUUUGGGAGGAUAAAGAAAUUAACUAUGCGACACAAGUGAAAGCACGAAGCAGGUUUGGAUUGGUGACAAACACCCAGAAGAGUGAAGCAGACGGCGGCUCUCGGAGGCAUCUGGGGUCACCUGAUCUCGAGUGGUUUCCAGAGUCUAAACAAAUGCCAGAGAACAUCAAGAAUAAGGAAACAGACAAGCAGUCCAGUGAUCCUCAGAGAGAUUCUUUCAUCCAAAGCAACAUCCAGUAUAUGUUUACUACAGGUCCUGGAUGGAUAGCGAGUUUUGAAGAUGGCCUCAGCAAUCGGGACUUUGCGAGUAUCGCCGUGGAUACGGGCUCCAGCGUGUGGGGCAGCUCUACAGCACAGCUCAGUGAGACAGAAGAGAAAGGGUGGGCGACGUUCGGUGACUUCCAGCCGUUCUGCUGUUCAGAUACAGGGCCCAGAUGCAGCUCACCCGUGGACUCGGAAAAUCCAAACAAACAGAACCAAAAUGAAAAAAUCAAAGGCUCCUCUGCGUGUGUGUGGAGUGUCUGUGGGGCGAGGAAGGCUCCACUGGUGGCGUCUGACAGCAGCUCCAGUGGAUCAGACAGUGAAGAAGAGGAGGACAGAACCAACACCAGAGAGACGGUCACCAUGGGCAACACCAAGGAAAGCAUUAAACUUGAGAAAACAAUCAGUGACACUAAUGCCAAAGCAACAGGUGGCAUGGCAACAGAUGUCAUAGUAAUGGAAACCAUAGCGAUGCCCAUCUCCAGUACACAGUCCCCUAAGGAGCAGAAGGACGACUCCAGCAGUGAUGGAUCAAUGUAACAGCAUUUUAAAGAACCCUCUCUACCUAAAUACCCCAUGACAACCGUUUCUCCACCCAUGACAUAUUUAAGGCUGUGGCUUCCCUCUUUCAAUAUGUCUCCGCCCCUUUUAGCUCCGCCUUCUGGCAUUGGCUAUUACCAUUGGUCUGUCAUGUAGUCAUGUGGGUUGUUGUUUUAGGUGAAUGAGGUAAGCAUCGGUGGGUGGUACUGAAAUGAUCUGUGUCUUCCCCAAUGAAGACAUGUUCGCCGUUAAAUGGAAAUAAUGACCUUUGAACCCUGUGAGAGCAGCCCAUUUUGUGUGUUUUGAAACUAGAAUAAGAUACACACUAACAGGUGAACUCUCACACAUGCACAAACAUGCUGUGGUCUAAGAGUAAAUCUACAGGUGUGAUUUAUAGUGUUAUGUUUAUGUUUUUGAACCAAUGUUUUCCACUAAGAAUAAGGCGAAAGUGUGUGUGUGUGUGUGUGUGUGUGUGUGUGUGUGUGUGUGUGUGUUUAGAGUGGCUGAUCAGUAUUUCUGUAUGUUGUAGCCUUUGGUUGUGGUACUGAUUUGUUUGCAUUUAAGUUUUCAUAACAUAUGUUACCAGCUCUGUCUACACAACACAGACAUAUACAUUUCACUAAAAUUUUAAUGUUGUAUUCUAUUCAUUAACAUUAGUUAACUACAUUAGUUAACAUGAACAAACAAUACUUGUUUAAUGUUAAUUCGACAUAUAAACUAACAAUAAACAAUGCUAAUUUGACAUAUUACAUUUUUAACAUAUAAAGUUGUUUGUUAACAUUAAUUGUAUAUUUAUGAAUUAAUGCAAACAAAGAUAAAUUCUGUUCAUUAUACCUAAUGCAUUUACUAGUGUUAAUGAAUUCAACCUUAUGUAGUGUUUGCUAUUUUUUUGUUGCUUAGGAGCAAAAAUAAUUUGGAGCGGGUCUCUAAAAAUAGUUUUGUUUGGUUGUAUGCUGAUUGUAAUCUCUUUUAAUCGUACUAAUAAUAGUUCACCCAAAAAUUAAAAAAUAUUUUCAUCCACGUCAUUCCAAACCUUUACACUGCAAAAAGUCUUUUUGUAUUUUUUUUAAUUAGUUUUUUUUUUUUUUUUGGCUUGUUUUCCAGUAAAUAUAUCUAAACAUUCUUAAAAAUAUAUAUAUUUACUUGACAAGCAAAAUGGCAUAAAAUAUAAAGUCUUGUUUUUAGAAAAAUCUGACGAAAUUGAGUAUACUUUCUGCUUAAAACAAGAAAAUAAAUACACUUUUUUUUGUUGUUUUCCCUUUGAAUUAAGUUGAAAUAAACCUCACUAAAUUUAUUUAGAUUUUUCUGAAAACAAGACAAAAUAUCGUACAUAAUAUACAGUUUUGCUUAUCAGAGAAUGUUUCGAUAUUUUUACCGGACAAAAAAAAAAAACUAAUUAAGAAAAACAUUUUUUGAAGUGUAUGAAUUGUUUUCUGCGAAAUAACAUGAGGGUGUAUAAAAGGAUGAGAGAAUAUUUUAUUUUCAAGUAAACUGUCCCUUCAAGGCCAAAACAAGCAUGUGAACGCAGACGCUUCCAGCUACGCAAGCUCGUUUUCAUUUCUAAUUGUGUGAGACUGCAGUACGUAAUACAGAAUUCACAAUUAAGGCCAAAAAAAUACUCUACGCAAGUACGUAAACACAGCUGUGUUUGUUUGGCCACUGCACGGUCCGGUUGAACAUGCUUAACGUGCGUUCUUGCAUUACCGUGGCGGGAACAAAAACCUCAGUACUCAAGGGGGCGCUAGAGUUACCAUCACACGUAUUUUAUUAAACUGGAUGCGUUAUUCUUUUAGUAAGUUGCUAUAAAUAUAUUGACUUUAACGUACUUGCUCUGCAACAUUCUCUUCAAACUGUUGCUCCGCCAUGACAGUAGUUGACUUUGAAUUGAAAGAGGACAGUGCAUGCUAAUCUUGCAAUAGUGCCCCUUGUGGCAGUGCUGAGAAUGCAACAAGUAUUUAUGUUGGUUUACGAAUUGUGCUCUGAUGCAUUUAAAAAUGCUACUAUACGUGAAAUUGAGCUCGCGUAGCAAGAUGUGUAUGCGUUCACGUACUUGCGUAGAGUUUUGGCCUUAACACGGCGCAAGUAGGCGUUGCAUUCUCAACGUUGCCACAAGGGGCGCUAUAGCAAACAUUAGUGUGAACUGUCCGCGUCUACUGUGAGUUUUGUAUUUCAAGUUCACUACUGUCAUGUCGGAACAACAAUUUGAAGAGGAUAUUGCCGAGCAAGCAUUUUAAAGUCAGUAUAUUUAUUGCAACCUGAAUAAUAACGCAUGUAGUUUAAUCUCACAGACUUUUGAAGGUAUCUCAGUCGCCCCUUGAGUAAUGAGGUUUGUUACUGCCACGGUAGCACGGACCUCGCCUUUGCAAUGCGUUGGCCAAGCGCCCGCAUCUGCGUACGCGUACUCACAUCAAGCAUGUUUCUGGUUUUAAAUGUGUUCAAAUAAGGUUGUUUAAAUAUUAUUGUGUCUGUGGUUGGUAUCAGAAUGAACUCUCAGGUGAAUGUCGUCAGAUAGGGAGGAACAUUUUUUGAAGAGAGUUUAUGUGUGCCUUGAAAUAUCGGAGAAUGACACAUUAGUAUCUAUAAAACGUGUCCAGCACACAUAUUCCUCUUAAUCGCAUCUUCCUGUAUCUCUGUCAGGUCUUAGUAAAAAAUGUCGAUAUGUAUUCUUUAUGAUAUCUACAUUUAAUAUUAUAUUUUUUAUGAGUAAUUACUAGCAGAACACUAGAGCGCUUAAGUGUCUAAUUGAAUCUAGAGCGAUAGCAAUAAUAGUAUGUAUAAUCUUGGUUUUUUUAUUUUUUAUUUUUUUUAUUAAUGUAGCAUGCAAACUGUCUGAUUGUGCGAGUGAGUGACUGUGUGUGUGUGCGUUUUGUUUAUGCACUGUUAAAAACUUGAUUUUGAUACCAAAUGCAACAGGAUGGACUGUAAAGAGAGCCCUUGGUCAGUCUUUGAUCGGCCUGGAUUUUUGCAUUCACUAGCAGGAACUUACCUAGUUAACAUUGCAGAUGUUUGCCUGUGCGUGUGUGUAUGUUUGAGAGUAUGAGAGCAACAGAAAGAGAAAUAUUGUCUGAUCAGUACCAGGGUCUGUCCUUGAAUGUAAUUCAUAUUUUUAUAUGAUUUAUUUUUAUUCUUAGUGAUUAGAUGGUUUAUUUUUUGCCAAAGUCUCUGUAAUAUUCCUUUUUUCCUCCCUAAUCUGUUCCAUUCUCUCCCUUUGAAGACUGAAAUCUUUCCCUUUUGAACAUUACUACUUUCAUAUUUGUGAUGUUCUCUAAUUCAGCACUUCAGUACGGUUA